Pollicipes pollicipes is the source of this 1725-nucleotide messenger RNA. Its product is annotated as acylpyruvase FAHD1, mitochondrial. The record is from RefSeq and is a predicted model, not a curated record. Gene Ontology annotation, cellular component: mitochondrion. NCBI's taxonomy places the organism in Eukaryota, Metazoa, Arthropoda, Thecostraca, Pollicipedomorpha, Pollicipedidae. Bases 126 to 845 code for a protein of 239 amino acids. The transcript is spliced from 6 exons. Gene Ontology annotation, molecular function: acetylpyruvate hydrolase activity.
UCUGGGAGGCGUGUGGGAGUUAUAUUGUUACUGCGAGUAAGGUUCUUCUAGAUCCAAACCGCUGAGAUGCAGUAUCAGCUUUCAUCAAUCAAUUUUGUUGUGUUUAGUACCUUCCAUUUACUUGGAUGUGUGCUGUCUUACCCCACACUGAUUGCAGAACUCAGAAAUUAGAAGACCGUGCAGACAUGUCCAGUUUUGCGCGCUUCACAGAAGUUGGGAGAAAGAUUGUUGCAGUUGGAAGAAACUAUAAGGAGCAUGCUGCUGAACUGGGGAACAAGAUGCCUGAAAAACCACUGCUGUUCUUGAAACCAACUUCUUCAUACUUGAUCUCUGGCAACAUACUGAUUCCUCCUGGCUGCUCGGAGUUACAUCACGAAGUGGAGCUGGGCGUGGUCGUCUCGAGCACGUGCCGCCGGGUGUCGGAAAGCGCGGCCAUGCAGCAUGUAGCCGGGUACGCCCUUGCCCUGGACAUGACGGCCAGGGACUUCCAGACCGAGGCCAAGGCCAAGGGCCACCCGUGGACGAUGGCCAAGUGCUUCGACACGGCCUGCCCAGUGUCGGCGUUCGUGCCGCGCGACCGGAUACCCGACGCUUCCGGUCUGCAGCUGUGGUGCGCCGUGAACGGCGAGACGCGCCAGUCCGGCAGCACGUCCGACAUGCACUUCAGCGUGCCCUUCCUGCUGAGCUACAUCAGCCGGUACAUAACGCUAGAGCCUGGCGACCUGGUGCUCACCGGCACGCCAGCCGGCGUCGGCCCCGUCCGUCCCGGUGACGUCAUCGAGGCGUCUGUCUCAGAUCAGUCGGGCCAGAUCGCUCACAUCAAAGUGGGGGUGGAGAAGAGCUAGGUCGGCUCAGCUGGGCCUGGGCGCUGCCGCCGUGACGUCAUUGGUGCUCUGCGGCGGAUCGAAUGGCUAGUGUUCAGAGUUGCAGCGGCGGGUGUUGUCAGCUGAGUGAGAUCGUCGUCCGGAUUACUUGAUAGGGAGGAUGUCCCUUCGAUUACAGCUAAUAUGGUGGCCAUUGGCCGCAGCUCACAUUUAUUUGAGAGCUGGCAAUUGGACGUUGCGUGGAGUUUCUGCGAGGUUUACAUGUUGCCUGAAGUCGUUUUGGGGUACCAUUGUUGCGGAUAUAUUAUGCGUGAUUUUUGGCGCGCGCGUGAAAUAAGUUGAUGUGAUCUGUUGAAAAAUGCGGAUGUCCCACCUCACGCCCGAUGUUUCAUCUUUACGUGGGGAGCCUGAGGUAGGCAGUUUCAGAAGCUCCAGCAGAGGUAGACAGACAGACAAUUUUCCAGAUUUUUUUCGUGAAUCGUUUCAAGAGCGUUUGAGACAUUGUUGUAAAAUAUUUUGGCUUAUUCUGCCUGUGGCCAAGUGCACUGCCUCAACAGUUGUUGCUGCAAGUUAUACGUCGGAACAUUGUUAUCCAAAAUUUUGACAGCCCAAAAGGGGUGUAAGACAAUAUUUCAGUCUUCCACAACUGUGCUGAAACGGAGGAACCGCCCACCGUUUUUCUAACCUCCAUCACAAAAGCAAAGGACGCGGGCAUCAUACCAGAAUAUCUUUUGAAUUGCACGGGCGUCGAGGUCGAAUAUUGCAUGGGUAGCAUAGCCGGUAGUGGAAGUCAUGCGAAUAGAAGCUGCGGUUACUUUCAGUUAACUUAGCGGUGCUGCUACGCGGAAUAUUCCUUCGGUGUUGAGGAAAUGCUCAAGACUAAUACAUUGUUCACAACAUG